Messenger RNA from Rotaria sordida, 1164 nucleotides. The record is from the annotation of a GenBank genome assembly. NCBI's taxonomy places the organism in Eukaryota, Metazoa, Rotifera, Eurotatoria, Philodinida, Philodinidae.
AUGGGUUCAAGUCCUACCAAAAUGACUCCUGUUUGUACAAAUGAACUCGUGCAACAACCAGUAUCAGUCUAUGUACCUUUAGAAUCGCUCACUGAACCAGUUGUCCGUUCUAUAAUUUCAGUUAUAACUUCAUCUUAUGAACUAAAUAUGAAUUGUAGCCAACGUACUCUUCUUAUGUUCUUACUUGCAAUCGAUGAAAAAUUGCAACAAAUUGAAAAUAAAACAGAUACAGCUGAACAAAUAUCCGAUGAAAGUAUUAUUCAGCAUGCAAAAAACCCAUUUAAUGAUGUAAAACGAUCUCGUGACUAUAUAAAUAAGUUUCGCAAGGACGGUUUUAAGCCUGAAGAACUUAAACUCUAUUGGAACGUAGAACAAAUUGAAAAUCUCUGUCCAAAACAAGGAGAUCAGUCAAAAAUAAUACCGCCACAUGAUCCGUUAGAUGCCGAUGCUAUUGAAAAUCUUCGAAAGUUUCCUGUUUGCGAUCGAAAUCAUCGUGUCAAGAUUAACUACAUUAACAAAGGGAUUGAAAAAGCUGUUUUUGAUAUACCUAAAGAUGCUCAAAUCAUUGUUCUAAAUUUUGCGAAUGAACAAUCACCAGGGGGCGGUUAUUUACAACAUGCCAGGGCACAAGAAGAAAUUAUUCUUUACAAUUCAGAUGGUUAUCGAGCAUUACUUGAUCUCAAAUAUCAACGAAUGAACGGUGGUUAUGCUAUACCCGAAUUUGGAUUAGCCUAUGUUCGUAAUAUACGUUUCUUUGAUGCAGAAUCAGAGGAACGACAUCGUUUAGCAGAUAUGUUGGUGUCGGCAUGUUACUGUUUAAAUGGAUCUGAACUUUAUGAUAAUCCGAGGACUCGUGAGGAGUUGAAAAAAAAUAAUUUGACUAAAUUUCGUGCAUUUAUGGCAGCAGCUGUUGCAAAUACAAUAGGUGAUGGUAGUAAUACUUAUCUUUUACUUGGACCUAUUGGUACUGGUGCAUUUGGAAAUGAUGUUGAAGAUAUAGCUGAAUGUUUUCGUGAAGUACUCGAAAUGCCAAUGAUGAAUUCAACACGACCUAUUCGUUAUGCUUUUAGUAAUAUUUGGUUUGUUUCUAUAGAUGAUUGGAAAAAUGAUAUUUUCCAGAAAAUCUUACCUAAAAGUGAAUCUGAUAAUGCUGAAGAACUUUAA